This is a messenger RNA of Drosophila takahashii, 318 nucleotides long. RefSeq lists its product as uncharacterized. The record is from RefSeq and is a predicted model, not a curated record. Gene Ontology annotation, molecular function: protein binding. NCBI's taxonomy places the organism in Eukaryota, Metazoa, Arthropoda, Insecta, Diptera, Drosophilidae.
AUGCAUUUCUUUAAACUGGUGGCUCUUGGUUUUUUGUUUUAUUAUGCUGAGGGUUGUGAAGUGUUCUGCUCAAGAAACUAUCGCCCCGUUUGUGGUUUUGAUGGCACUUGUCACAUGGAAAGGAGAAAUAGUUGCUUAAUGAAAAGCUUAAAUUGUCGCAGAGCUACUAAAGGAAAACCUGUUUUCAAAAAUAUUCGCAAUGGGGCGUGCUCAAAAUCAUUAGAAAGAUGUAAAGCAGAUGCAAACAAUGAUUAUUGAAGUUUUACUUUUUUGAUUUUUAUAAUAUUUAUUUAAUAAAAACUAUAAAUGUGUGAAAAU